AUGGUGCUGUUAUGGUGCGGAAAAAUCAAACUUUCGAAACCCUACCUAGCUUUGGCAACACAGACAGGAAGCUGCUGGUUCAUAAGUCAAAGUGCUUCCUACCAUCAUCAUCAUCAUAGCCUGAUAACCAAUGGCAUCACGAAGACCAUCACUCGGCCUAAACAACACUUAACGUGGCACACAUGGACACAAAAUCCAAUCCUAGGACAACACAGAAUUAUUAUUGGUCACGAUGUUUUUAUCGAGAAGUUCGAUGGGUUUUGCACUCAUGGUAAUUUGAGAGAAGCUAUAGGGGUUUUAGAUUUCUUACAAAAUAAUGGUUACACUAUUGAUUUGAUUACACUUUUAAGGUUAGCGAAACUAUGCGAUAGACCAGAAGCUUUGGAAAUAGCAAAGUGUGUUCAUGAGCGCAUUGUUUCUCUGUCUCCUCCCUCUGAUGUUAGCUCUUGUAACGCCAUAAUCGAGAUGUAUUCUCGUUGUUGCGGAUCUGUUGAUGCAGCCAAGAUGUUCCACGAGAUGUUUGAGAAGAACACGGAGACUUGGUGUGUUAUGAGGAGGUGUUUAGUCAGCAACGGUUAUGGUGACGAAGCCAUUAGUUUCUUUACUCGUUUUAAACGAGAAGGGAACAAACUAGAUGGAGAGAUAUUUAAAGAAAUCUUUUCUGCAUAUGCUUUGACCGGAGAUGUUAAGAAGGGAUUAAUACAAUUUGAAGCUAUGCAAAAAGAUUAUGGAAUCAAACCUUCCAUGGAACAUUAUAAUGAUGUUACCAAAAUGCUGGCAACUUCUGGUCACUUGGACGAGGCACUAAGCUUUAAUGAGAAAAUGCCAGUGGAGCCAAGUGUUGACGUGUGGGAAACGCUAAUGAAUUUUUCUAGGGUUCAUGGAGAUGUGGAGCUUGGAGAUAGAUGCGCUGAGUUGGUUGAGAAGUUGGAUGACACAAGGUUGGACAAAGUUUCAAGUGCAGGUCUUGUAGCAAAUGUGAACUAUAAAUAUAACAGAACAAAUGAUAUCGAUACUUCACGUCCAGAAACGGAUAUGAUCUACGAGAUGCUAGAGAGUCUGCAGUUACAAAUGCUAGAAAUGGGUUAUGUUCCUAGCACUAGAGAGUGGCGUAAUGAACGCGUGGAGAAGGAGAAUAAGCAAGAAUGGACUUUUGGCUACAAAGAAGAAGUCGCGGUUGUUAAGAAGCUUCUUGACUCGAGGCCUCGAUCUUCAGUGACCGUGAUAAGUACUUUUCGCAUUUGCCAAGAUUCCCACGAUGCAUUGAAGUUAAUGUCAGAGAUAACUGGCAGACAGCUGAUUGAGAGAGAUUCAAAGAAAUUUCACCAGUUCGGUAAAGGCAUCUGCUCGGGCAAGCUGGUGAGCUGA
Molecule: messenger RNA, 1368 nt
Organism: Brassica oleracea var. oleracea
Lineage: Eukaryota; Viridiplantae; Streptophyta; Magnoliopsida; Brassicales; Brassicaceae
Product: pentatricopeptide repeat-containing protein At1g29710, mitochondrial
Exons: 3
Coding region: 1-1368 (455 amino acids)
Biological process (GO): RNA modification
Molecular function (GO): RNA binding; zinc ion binding; protein binding
Source: RefSeq, a predicted model, not a curated record